Gadus chalcogrammus (walleye pollock) is the source of this 2457-nucleotide messenger RNA. Its product is annotated as carbonic anhydrase 1-like. The coding region runs from base 102 to 884 and encodes 260 amino acids. Gene Ontology annotation, biological process: carbon dioxide transport. Gene Ontology annotation, molecular function: zinc ion binding; carbonate dehydratase activity. Gene Ontology annotation, cellular component: cytoplasm. The transcript is spliced from 7 exons. The record is from RefSeq and is a predicted model, not a curated record. NCBI's taxonomy places the organism in Eukaryota, Metazoa, Chordata, Actinopteri, Gadiformes, Gadidae.
AACCCUGCUCGCUGUCAGGUUGAGAACUCAGGCAGCUCUUCGCACCCGGGCACCACGAAGCAAUUUAGGAACUCACAGCUCUCGAUACUCAAUUUGUAACCAUGGCUCACGCUUGGGGAUACAGUGCCGAAAAUGGACCAGAGAAAUGGGUCAAAAACUUCCCCAUCGCCGACGGGCCCCGCCAGUCCCCCAUCGACAUAGUACCUGCAGAUGCGUCUUACGACGCCGGCCUGAAGCCGCUCUGCCUCAAGUACGAUGCUAAGGACUGCAUUGAUAUCCUCAACAACGGACAUUCCUUCCAAGUGACGUUCACCGACGACACAGACAGCUCCACUCUGAAGGACGGACCCAUCUCAGGGGUCUACCGCCUCAAGCAGUUCCACUUCCACUGGGGAGGCUCAGACGAUCAUGGCUCCGAGCACACCAUCAGCGGGACCAAGUACGCCGCAGAGCUCCACCUGGUGCACUGGAACACCAAGUACCCCAGCUUUGGAGAAGCCGCCAGCAAGUCUGAUGGCCUUGCUGUGGUCGGAGUAUUCCUGAAGAUCGGGGCUGCGAACGCACAGCUCCAGAAGGUCCUGGACACCUUCGACGCCAUCAAGACCAAAGGCACCCAGACCACCUUCCCCGGCUUCGACCCCACAACCCUUCUGCCCGGUUGCCUCGACUAUUGGACCUACGACGGCUCCCUGACCACACCCCCUCUGCUGGAGAGCGUGACCUGGAUCGUCUGCAAGGAGACCAUCUCCGUCAGCCCUGCCCAGAUGGCCAGCUUCAGAGCUCUUCAGUUCAGCGGCGUGGGCGAGGCCGCCUGCUGCAUGGUGGACAACUACCGCCCCCCCCAGCCCCUGAAGGGCCGUGCCGUGAAGGCCUCCUUCAAAUAAGACCCCCCACCUCCUCCGUCCUCACCCGCGUCCCCCCUGCUCCCCCCCCCUCCUACUUCUUCAGAGUGCCACAAAGCAGUCGGCCCAUGACCAGAAAGGAACGAGCUGAAUAGAAAAAGAUAAAAGCCACUGCCACCGCUACCCCCAUCCCUCAACCCCCGCCAAGCGUGUUAAUCGAACACAUAGCCUCCCCCGCCGCUUAGAAUGACAUUUAGAUUUCCCAACCAACCAGAGAUCGUGCCCAGAGCGUAAUUCAUCUCCUAGGAACAGUGGAAGUGCUGCUGCGCCGGCGUCGCCACACACGGCACUCGGCCGCUCUCCGUCACUCCGGCGUGAGACAAAGCUUGCGGUGAAAGUGCCGGCUGUUAGCUUACGUUAGCUGGUGUUAGCUUCAAGCUGUAGCCCUGCCAAUUUUGAGAUUCUAACCAAGCAGCCAGUUAGAGGCAGAACGCUAUGCUACGGGGGAGGGGGUCUUGGAUUCUGUCAUCAAUUCAUGACUGCAUGGGUUGCAGACAGACGUACAGAUGGCCGAGCCAUCUCUCAUCCUGCACGUCGGUCUGUAAUCUCCCUCUGCCCGUUGCCCUGCAGGAUCACGCCAGCUUAAAACACGCAGUGGUAGGCAUAGCGAGCACGACCAACUGCUUCUGAAAAUCCGCCUCUGACGCACAUGCACACACACACACACACACACACAUGCGCUAACAUGCACAGGAGGUAUAGGCCAUGCCUGUGGGCACUGACCUGCUUUGUGACUACUGUUUGAGUACAACAUUUGAACCACGUUAGCAUUAACAUGCUAGCGCGAGUAGCAUAGCUCUGUUUAAUCAAUACCCGGUUCCACAUCCAAUGCAUCUGUCCCGUGUUGUGAGGAAAUCUGUUUUCUAAAUGAGCUCCAUAGGAAUACAUACAGUAGUACAUACUUAAGUACAUAGUACCUACCUAGUAAUACAUGUGAUGUAUUGUACGAAUAGAAAAAAAAAUUGGAUUUGUGAUCAAGUGAUUUCUACAUUUUCUUGCUUGCUGAAUGAAAUUUCGAAUGUGACGUCUUAAUGUUUAGUCUAAUUUGUUGCGAGGAAGUGACGGCAAGAGAAAAAGAAAACUGGUCGCAUGACAAAGAAUUAUUUUGUAUACCAUGUCAUUUAUUUGUCUUGUUUCGUCAGUUUUAAUGAAACUGUGUCGUGUGCUAACAUGUUUUGAAAAACGCACAAACAUCUCCUGUUAAAGGAGCGGCCAUGUUGGUCACUGCACAACGCCAACUGUCAUGUUUCUCCGAGCCAAUGCUAGUCUCACCCUGGUGCUCCGUUUGAAGCCUAACUAAGCCGACAUCAUGGAGAUACUUUUAAAGUUGGACCACAAUAUCUUAAGACUUAAAUGAUAAUUAAAGAAAAAUGGAAAUCUACAAGGAGUAAUGAAUAAUCAUGAGCAUAAUUAUGAUGAUUGUGUUUGGUGCAAAAAGCAACAAAAAGAAAUCUGCCUUAUACCAAUUGUUUCUGGACCAUGAAAUCAGUCAUUGCCAUUCUGCCAUUUUUGAAGUGGACAUUUUGUUAGCUGAAUAAAUAUAUUUUGUGACAAC